Phyllotreta striolata is the source of this 1478-nucleotide messenger RNA. Lineage: Eukaryota; Metazoa; Arthropoda; Insecta; Coleoptera; Chrysomelidae. The record is from the annotation of a GenBank genome assembly.
CGACAAGGUAGUGAGGGCAAUAUAAAACAAACAAUAUACGUUGUUAUUCAAUUUUCCAUGCAGUUAUUCCACAAUAAUUCCCAUCAACCAUGAGUUUAGAUACCCUUUUGAUCACCGACAAGGCUAGCGUAAGAAAGGCAUGGAACAAAACCGAUCAAGAUGUCAAAGAAUACGUGAAAAUCAUCAAAAUUUGGCUAGAAACGCAGAAACACCUUCCAGAAAUACCCAACGACAAUGUUAUUGAAUUUUUCCUAACAAAUUGCAAAUACAGCGUGGAGAAAACGAAGCAAAACAUAGACAUGUACUAUUCGAUAAGGGAUUUAAUGCCGGAUUUAUUCAGGAACAUCCAUCCCUGCAAACCCGAUGAAAUCCAAUCCGCACUAAACACAGGAAUAGUCAUCUCUUUACCGAAACUAACGCCGGAUUUAUACAGGGUGAACGUGUUUCAAUACAAAGUUUUCGACCCCAGUGUGUGCGACAUGGCCAAAUUUUGCGCCCAUUACAUGUGUAACGUAUACGAAGUGAGAAUACAAGAGGACCUGGUGAUGGGGGAUAUUUUUAUAGUCGAUUACGAACACAUGAACUUCAAAGUUAUGACGCAAAUCACCCCGGUGUUGCUCAAAAAUUGCGCUCAAGUUUUAGAGAAAGUACAGAGUAAUCGCAUGAAAGCUUUGCAUUUGAUCAACCCACCGUCGUAUUUGGACGCUGCUCUGGCGCUUUUCAAGAGCUUUUUUCCCAAAAAGUUGAAGGAUAGGUUUCACACUCACAAAACCGUGGAAGAUUUGUACGCAUACGUGCCCAGGGAAAUUUUGCCCAGCGAUUUGGGCGGCGAGGAAAAGUCCUUAAAGGAGCUCGAAGGUUUGUGGAUGAAGAAAUUCGAGCAGUACAAAGAGCGCUUCGAUAAGCUGGCAACGAUGAAAAUCGACGAAUCCCUUCGCCCGGAAAAGCUGGAAAACGACGAGAUUUUGGGCUACCACGGGAACUUCAAAAAGCUCAACGUCGAUUAAAAUUGAGUUAUAAAUAAUAAAUAUACACCGGGAAUGCUAUCACUUGUUACUCGUCAAUUAAUUAACUACAGGGGUCGUACGAAUUCUACUUACUAAUAAAAGUUUUACUAUUUAGCGUUACUCGGCGAUUUCUCCGGAUUAUUUUCGGUUUGAAUGGCGCUAAUAUUAAUAAAUCAUGCGAGGCGUUUUGUCGUUUCCCCCGAAUAUUCUUGGUGGCAAGUUUAACCCAGUUGGGGAAAACUUUACCUAAUUACCGUAUAUCUUGCCAAUAUUAAUACACAACUCGAAACUCGUGUUUACUACGAGAGUUCUAAAUUUAAUUCGCAGUGUUUGCUUUGGAAAAUAAACGAGCCUCGCGUUGUUAAUUAAAUAAGUAAAUGUUUCUAUUAAUUUGUUUUUUUCUGUAGCGCAAAAUUUAAUGAGAACGUAAAUUAUAUCGCAAAAAAUGUUAUUAUAAAAAACAUAGUUGGU